AUGGCCCAAUACUACCCCCAACAACAAGGAGGCUACGCCCCCCAGUCCUCCGCACAGCAGAACCUCCAGUUCUUCCCCUCGUCCUACUCCUCCGUGUCCGGCCACACAACUCCCAACCAAGCAUCCUACGGGGCUGGCAGCUUUGGAGGCGCGCCCAAUCCAUCCUCGCAGGCUUACCCGGGUGCCGGCGCGGGCUAUGGCGGCUUUGGGUCCGCCGCUGCUGGCGUGAGUGGCCGCAUGGGUGAGCAGGGCGGCUUGAGGACAGGUUGGUUGGCUGCUUUUGGCACAGAGGGGUAUGACGGCGAACCACCAUUGCUGGAGGAACUGGGUGUCAAUUUUGAGCACAUUCGGACAAAGACCUUAACAGUGCUAAACCCCUUCGCCUCAAUCGACAACCACCUAAUGGACGACAGCGACCUCUACGGCGCCCUGCUCUACAUCGUUCUCUACGGGACCUUCCUCCUGCUCUCCGGCAAAGUGUUUUAUGGCUACAUCUACGGCGUGGCCGUCUUUGGCACCGUCGCCCUCCACCUAAUUCUGACCGUCCAUGUCCGGGCCCGCGGGCCACUUCUCUGCGACACUGACGUUCCCCGCUCGGCGAGCGUGCUGGGGUACUGUUUUUUGCCGCUUGUCCUGACGGCUCUUGUGGGCAUUCUUAUUCCUAUGGAUACCAUGUUCGGAUACCUUUUGACUACUGCUGCGGUGGGCUGGUGCACGUAUAGUUCGUCGGGGAUGUUCUGCGCCGUGGCGCGGAUGAGUGGGAUGAGAGGGCUUGUUGCGUAUCCGCUCGCGCUCUUCUACGUUGUUUUUGGGAUUAUGGGCAUCUUUUCUUCGCGCGGGACGGGGACGCUGGCGGCGAAGACGGGUGCUGCGUGA
This is a messenger RNA of Penicillium riverlandense, 876 nucleotides long. RefSeq names its product transporter YIP1. Lineage: Eukaryota; Fungi; Ascomycota; Eurotiomycetes; Eurotiales; Aspergillaceae. Gene Ontology annotation, biological process: vesicle fusion with Golgi apparatus; endoplasmic reticulum to Golgi vesicle-mediated transport. The record is from RefSeq and is a predicted model, not a curated record. The transcript is spliced from 3 exons. Gene Ontology annotation, cellular component: membrane; trans-Golgi network. Bases 1 to 876 code for a protein of 291 amino acids.